Molecule: messenger RNA, 1204 nt
Organism: Guillardia theta CCMP2712
Lineage: Eukaryota; Cryptophyceae; Pyrenomonadales; Geminigeraceae
Exons: 15
Coding region: 1-1014 (337 amino acids)
Biological process (GO): cytoskeleton organization
Molecular function (GO): actin binding
Source: RefSeq, a predicted model, not a curated record
AUGGCAGGCAGGACCGAGGAGUCUCAUGCACCAGCAAUGUUGCAUUGGCGAGAGGGUGUCGGCGCCUACAAUGCUGGAGACGUGAAGAAAGCUAUUCAAGAGUUCAAGGCCGCGGUGCCAUCCAAGGGAAUCUUAUUCAACCUGGGGGUAUCCACUGCAAAGCUCGGUGACAACCAGGCGGCCAUACGGCACUUUGAUGAAGUCAUCCGCCUGGAUCCUAACCUAGCUGUUGCCUACCUCACCAGAGGGGCAUGUAAGCACCAUGAGCGCCUCUUCAACGAGGCUAUUGCAGAUUACGAUCGAGCGAUCUCGCUGAUCUCCAACGGAUCCUUAUCGUUGGACUACAGUGGUGACGGUCUGCAAUUCGAAAUGAAUCGGGUAGACUUGCUCUUCAACCGAGCCCUUGCCUUGAAGGAGAUGGGGCGCAUUCAGGAGGCGCAAGAGGAUGUGUCGCGUGCAAAGAAGAUGAUCGACCAGAGGACGAAGAACAGACAGCCUGCGAUCGAGAAGCUCAGCAAUCAGUUGGAGAAACUUUCAUUGAAUGCUGGGAACAAUGCUGCCCCAGCCCCUUCAAGUCACAUGCCGCAACAGAGCAUGCCGGGAUCGACUUCGAAUGGUGUCCCAGUGUCCUUGCAAAUUCCUUUCUCCCAGCCACCCCCACAAGCGUAUUCAACUCCAGCCGCACCUGAGAAGCAGGCGACUCAUGCCGCCCCUACACAGGUAUCGAUUCCUGUCCCAGCCCCAGCUCCUGCCUCGGUCCCAGCUCCUGCCCCAGCACCGCCAGCACCAGCACCCAGCUCUACAGAGAGCAAGUCCAGUGGCGCGAAGGGAAUAUUCUCCCUCGAACAACUCACAGGACACCCCCCGUUCCCUGAUGGAGUGGAUCCAACCAAAAGAGAGAUGUACCUGUCGGAUGAACAAUUCCAGCAGGUGUUUGGCUGCUCGAAGGCUGAUUUCCAGGGUAUGCCGCAAUGGAAGCGCGACUUGCUCAAGAAGAAGAAGGGUCUUUUCUAAAACUGCCUCGAGCGCUUCCCUAGCAGCAGGUAGUUGCUGCUCUUCACUCCUGAACAUACUACAACUCGACUCUCCUCUUGCUCGCCUAGAGUGUGACCUCCGUCAUGGUGUGAUGCUGUUAUCUGGUUUGGUUUGGAAAACCCGUAGCUAUUUUACUUCAUUGAACUUACAUAAACUUUAUACACUUUUG